AAUUUUAAUUAUCAAUAAAAUUAAAAAAACGUGACAUCCCUUAAUACGUCUCCCCAAUUCCGCGGGCUUUGCUCGGCCACACCCUCUCUUAUAUAAGCACGUAUAGCUAACGACCUUUAUAUCCUAUCACCCGAACGAUAACAGCUUCCCUCUUCCUCUUGUCCUCAAACCUUUUAGUUCCUCACUUUCUUCUUCUUCUUCUUUGGGUGUGAGAGAUUAGAAAUGCGCCUCUUCUCCCACGCCGGCCGCCGUCGGCCCCAUCCGACGUCGCCACCCCCGCCGACGUCGCCGCGGCAGAGCUUGUCCGCCACCCUCAUGGAGGACAACAUCGCCUCCGCCGAGGCUAUGAUCUCCCGGUGGGACGCGGACGCCAAUACCUUCGCCAAGGUCACCUCCCUCUUCCAUGCCGGCCGCGCCGAAGCCCGCGAGUUCCUCCACGCCGUCUCCAACCUCCAGCGCGCCAUGGUCUUCUUCGUCUCCGGCGACUGCGCCGCCCCUGCCGCCGCCCGCUCCGCUGCCCUCGUCCGUGCCCAGACCCUCAUGCAGACCGCCAUGCGCCGCCUCGAGCAUGAGUUCCACCAGAUCCUCUGCGCCAACCGCGACCGCCUCGACCCCGAGUCCGUCUCCUCGUCCACCCGCGCCCGCUCCAGCGCCUUCUCCGACGAUACCGAGAACUCCGACGACGACGAGAUCCGCGCCGCCGGCGCGACCAUCGGCGAGGUCGAGCAGGCCUCCGCCGGCGCCAUGGCCGACCUCCGCGCCAUCGCCGAGGUCAUGAUUGCGGCCGGCUACGGCAAGGAGUGCGUCCGGAUCUACAAAACCCUCCGCAAAUCCAUCGUCGACGAGGGCCUCUACCGCCUCGGCUUCGAAAGGCUCUCCCAAUCCCAGGUCCAGAAGCUCGAUUGGGAGGUCCUGGAACUCAAGAUACGCUCCUGGCUCGGCGCCGCCCCCGUCGCCCUCAGGACCCUCUUCUCUGGAGAAAGGAUCCUCUGCGACUACGUCUUCGCCGGCUCCGAUCCCAUCGGCGAGUCCUGCUUCGCCGACAUCACCCGCGACGCCGCCACCCUCUUCCUCGGAUUCCCCGAACCCGUGGCCAAAACGAAGCGGUCGCCGGAGAAGCUCUUCCGGAUCCUCGAUCUCUACGACGCCAUGUCCGAUCUCUGGCCAGAGAUCGAGGCUGUCUUCUGCUUCGAGUCCACCGCCGCCGUCCGGUCCCAAGCUCUCGCCUCCCUCCUCAAGCUCGCCGAGGCGGCGCGGGCCACGCUCGCCGACUUCGAGGCGGCGAUCCAGAAGGACAACUCCAAAUCGCCGGUCCCCGGCGGCGCCGUCCACCCCCUGACCCGCUACGUGAUGAACUACCUCGUCUUCCUCGCCGACUACGAGGCGUCCCUCGCCGACAUCUACGCCGAUUUCCCUCUCCAGAUCCCGACCCCUCUCCCCGAAUCCUUCUUCGAUUCUGCCUCCUCCACCCCCGCCUCCCCCUCCUCCACCUCCGAUGGCGGCGGCGCCGCCUCCGCGAUCUCCGUCCGGUUCGCGUGGCUCGUCCUCGUCCUCCUCUGCAAGCUCGACGGCAAGGCGGAGGUCUACCGGGAGGUGGCGCUCUCCUACCUCUUCCUCUCCAACAAUCUCCAGUACAUUGUGAACAAGGUCCGUGAGAGCCGUCUGAGGUUCCUCCUCGGCGAAGACUGGGCGGCGAAGCACGCAGCGAAGGCGCGGCACUACGCGUCGAACUACGAGCGGCUGGGAUGGGCGAAGGUCGCGGCGGCGACGCCGGCCGAUCCAGCGGCGGAGAUGGACGCCGGCGAGGCGUGGGAGAAGAUGAAGGGGUUCAACCAGGCGUUCGAGGCGGCGUGCCAGAGCCAGGCGGAUUGGGUGGUUGCCGACGAGGUGAUGAGGCAGGAGGUUUGGGCGUCGGUGGCGAGCAUGAUCUUGCCGGCGUACCGAGUGUUCUACGAGCGGUGCCGCGCGGCGCUCAGAGACUCCGGACCGGCGGCCGCAGCCGUGGUGAGGUUCUCGCCGGAGGACGUGAGGAACCGCGUCUAUGGGCUUCUGGAUUCGGGCUCGUUCAAGACCCCCCUUCGGUCGGCAUCCGUAUAGGACGCUGCUGUGCUUUCGCAAAUCUAUAGCCACAUACUUGUAACUUCGUAAUAAAGUCGAUACGUACUCAAACUAUACAAUUAACUAUGAAAUACUACCGAGUUAUUUUUUUUGUUUUUCCAAAAAGGAAAAAAAUAUCCCCAAGCUGUCGCAAACAAUCUAAUUACUCACAGAAAUUCUAAAUUCUGAGAAGUUAUGUUAAUCCUGAUCCA
Messenger RNA from Phoenix dactylifera (date palm), 2309 nucleotides. Its product is annotated as exocyst complex component EXO70H1. Gene Ontology annotation, cellular component: exocyst. The record is from RefSeq and is a predicted model, not a curated record. Gene Ontology annotation, molecular function: phosphatidylinositol-4,5-bisphosphate binding. Gene Ontology annotation, biological process: exocytosis. NCBI's taxonomy places the organism in Eukaryota, Viridiplantae, Streptophyta, Magnoliopsida, Arecales, Arecaceae.